AUGCUAAGCGAUCCGAUGGUGAUGCUGACACACUCGGCGCCGUCUGCGCCGUCGCCAUCUACCGCCACCCUACAGCUCCGCGCCUCAACAUGGUGGAGAUGGGGGACGAAGCGGUCCAGGCAAAACGGCGGUCAUGACGGCGGCGCCAUGGACACCGACUCAUCGAAUUCGUCGGCAGCAUCGUCGAGUGUGUCGGCGACCAUAGUGGUGCUGGCCGCGCUGACAGCUGCGACGGCCUCGAUAACAUACCACGUCUACCAGCUGCUGACCCGCAGCAGCUACCGGCACCGUAGCCAGUCUGCGCCUCGUUGUCGCCCCCGCACGAGGCAUGGAGAGGUUUUAGGUUCUUCGCCAGCGAGUGAGAUUACGAUGGAGAGCGUUGACACUGCCGCCCCGCUGUCACACAACACCGCGAGGAGUGGCUCGUCAACAGGUUGGCGCAGCAGCUCAGUUGAUGGCUGCGGCUCCGCAGCAGCGCACGUCGUCGCUCGCGCGAAUCCGUCGUCGGCCGUGGGGUCAGAGGGUGAGCUUCACCAGGGGCGUCUACGCGAGGAGGACGUGGGGGUGAGGCAGCUUUCGCUCAUUCCCGUUGCGGGUAUCGCCACUGACGCCGGUGCUCUCUGCGGCAACCGCGACAUGUCAUUUGGGCAGCACAGUGGGCUGUCCUCGCAGCUGGCCCAUGAUGGCACUGCAGCACUUCAUGACCGGCGCACUACAUCAGCCACGGCUGCCAACCCAUCGUCACCGCCGCCAGCAACUCCCAGGGUGCUCCUGAGCAGCCCGUACGACUUGGAGUCGUACGGACUGCAGGGCCUCGCCGGCGGCGCCCACGGGUGGAGGCGCGUGUUUGGGUUGCUGAAGCCUGAGCCGCGCAGGCGCAGCGAGCGGGAUGGCCCUUUCGCUGAAGAUAGAGAUGCAGCCGUUGCUGGCGCACCUGGCCACCGCGCGCCGCGGUCACUGACGCGCACGUACGAAGACUCCCGCGUUACCGCUAUUGAGGACCCGGCACUGCUGCGGGAGAGUGUCAGAGCCAUUUCGCAGGCCACCGCCGCCGCCGAGACGAAGUCCCCGGCGCAGAGUACGUCAACUGCAGCGAGCAUUUAUCGCAGCGACGCCGUGAGGAGUGACGUCUCGGUGCACAGCAGCACGUCGAGGCAGUCGGUGACAAUGGCGAAGCCGCACGCGGCGCAGUGGUACAGCCACGAUCGGCAACUCUCUUCCCUGACUGCCACCACUGCCGUCUCCACGUCAACAAACGUGUCCACACAGCAGUCGCCUUCGCCACGGCUCAUCUUGCCGGCUGCCGAGGCGCCGACGCCACCGAGUCGCUUUCUUAACUCCCUCUCUUUUCAUGUGCUACACUACCUCAGCUUCUGCGCGAGCCGCAGCACAGGCAGCAACGCUCCUGGAGCCAACACAACAGCCGGUGAGGCGAACUCCAGCACAGCUGGGAGUGGCAUGCACACAAUGUCCACCGCCAAUACGUACGUUACUUCAGCGGCGUUAGCAAUGGCGCAGCGCAAUCUGCAACGGGACAUCUCUGCUUUGGUGGCCGCGACAGCAUCCGUACGGCCGGCGGCCUCUGCAUCUUCGACCUCCUCAGCUUCUCGCACGCACACAGCAUGCUGCUCCACCAUGUCGUUGGUGACUGUGUCUCCGCGGGCUGCUGACACAGCGUUCUGCAAGUCGCAACUGCGGGAUCAGGAGGUGGCGGCGGCGGCGCCCUGCUUAUCGGUCGUCACACUGCACACGAGCAGCAGCCGCAGCAUCGGACAGUCGAGGAAAGGUUUGACAGCAGAGGAGGAGGAGGAGGGGGCGACUCAGCACGUCGUGGGGUCGCGCGUGCUCAUGGAGGAGGAUGGGCAGCAGCAGGGCAUUGGUUGCAGUCCUAACCCUCAGGGCACGGAUGUCUGCCAUGAAGAGCCUGACAGCUCGUGGCAACGCGAUAUCAGUGUGACGCGGAGUGGUAGGAGUCAGUGCGGAGUGAGUAUGCUGGACUCUGCGCAGGAGCGAAAGGUGGCGCCACUGCCGUCGCUUACUGCACCCAGCGGAGUGGCAGCAGCAGCAGUUGGCGCCGCGGCCGAGUGUUGCGUGUCGCCGGUGUUACCCAAGGAGGCGUCCACGGAGGCAUCGGACGCUGCAGGAACCGAGCCGACAGGCGCGCCCCGUUUCCCCCCAAGCACGGCUCACCGUCGCACCAUCGCCGAGCAGCUGGCCGUCCUGACGGGUCGUCGAGAGCAGCAGCGUCUCUACACACAGCAGCUGUUGGAAAGCAGGAGGCUGACCAGGCUUGGCUCUGGGGUCGAAAAUGGGCUGAUGUCCCCCUUGGCCACUUCCUCGUCCCCUACCAACGCGGAUGCUGCUGCGGUACCGACGAUGGACUUCCGUAAUGCGGAGCUCAGCAGCACCGGCACCAGCGGUAUGUGCGGUCCAUCCUCCGGGGCUUCUCAGUACUACACGGACACGGCGCCAGGGGUAUACUACUCCUCCCUGCUGCAGCUGUACCACUACGAGAGCCACGCUUACUCUGAUAUCACAACUGAGGUGCAGCAGUGGAGGCGACAGCGUCAGUGGGACCAUAUUGCGAGUCUCGGCGCAUGCGCCCCCACUACCCCAAAGGCGAGGGUAGGGGAUGAGGGGGUAGUGAACGGGGUACAUACAACAACGAGGAUGGCGACAGGAGUGGCAACGGCAAAGGCCGCAGCUUCAAGACGCUCUAUGGAGCGUUCGGCGGUCGAGACGAGCCUCACGGCCGCCACGGAGGCCGCCGCGGCUCUCAAGGCCUCUGCAUCGGCAGGUACUGCUGGGCUGACAUCCGGCGUGGGCAGCGUAGCCCCACUGGGCCAGCCAAAGCUGGCGUCGCCGUCAAACGAGCGCCGCGUUGAUGACUUGACUGUGAAGCAGCAGGAUGAUGGCUCGGCCUCGUAUUCGAUCUCCCUUACUUACCACGACAGCGAAACCGGCACCUCGCGCACAGUGAAGACGAGCGCGCUACCGCCGCUGCGCCGUUGUGACGCAGGGGCGCCGCCUCCUGGUCUCUCGUCUCUCUCCGGCGGCCCAGCCGUGCGGCCGGCCCCACACCCGACCCACCCAGCAGCCAUGGCAGCGGCGCUAACCUCGCUGGCGGCCGGUGUUACGUUUCACACCCACUCACGCAGCGUCAGUGGUGGUGCGGCCGCUCACGCACGUGCCGCAGGUUCUGCGCUAGCGCUUCCCGAAAUGGUCACCGCGACGGGGAAGUCACUGCUUCACGCUCAGCGGUGUCGAGCAUUCAAUGCAGAGGACAAGAAUGCCGCGUCGACGACGCUUUGUCUUGCUGAGGAGGCGAGGGCUAGUGGUGAGCGACCGAGGCUGGCGGCGCGCAGCAGCAGUAGCGCUGGCGGCAUCCUGAAGUGUUGUAACUCCUCGGUACCGGCGCUGGCAGCAGCUGAUGCAGCGAGCGCUAACCCUCCGUGCAACACGGAGGCUACAGCCACCCCCGGCAGGAUACUCCCGUUUGCUGCGCCGUUGCCGCCUACAGAGCCGCAGCAUGGCCCCCGGUUGCGGGGUGUCGCAGGGCGCAAUGGCGAGAUGGCGAUUGGCGCCUUCCUUGGAGGUGGCGCCUGUGGCAAGGUGUACGAGUGCCUUAACACAGAGACCGGGCAAGUGCUGGCCGCGAAGCAGAUCGUCUUCGAUGCGAAGGACCGGAGGCUACGGACACGGUUGAAGCAGCUGGAGCUCGAGCUGGAGGUACUGACACUCGCAGCGCGUCAUCACGUGCCGUGGAUUGUGGGUUUCUUCGGUGCCGAGAAGCGCGGUCACUCAGUCCUCAUGUACCUCGAAUACUGCCGGUACGGCUCCUUGCUGGAUUACAUGGUGGAAGGCAACAGCGCUGACGCUGCGGUGUGGAGCCCCAGCGCUGCUCCUGAUGGUGCUGCUCCGCAGUUGUUGACUGGCCAUGCCGGCGGCAGCUCAGGCCGUAGCUUCGACGCCAAUGGCAGCCCACCAGUCGCUGCAGUAGAGACGCGGGGGCGGAAUGCCGACACCAUGAACAACGCCGCCAACAGUCUGAUUACGAAUUCCCCACCUCAGGGUCUGCGCGAGGUGCGCAAGCGUCACACCCAGCCAGCUGCCGCGCCAACACUGAGUUGCCAAGAACAACAGCGGCAGCAGCAGCAGCAAACCACAGAUGUCGGUUCUACCACUACGGGGGAAGUUCAGAGGGAGGAGACGGAGGCAGCUGCAACGUCUGGUCACGCUUCCCCGUACGUCUGCACGCGCCAGGAAGAGAGUGUUGAGGGUGAAGAGUACGCUGCGCAUCGUGGGGAGGCUGGCCUCGCCGUCGCCGCCGCUUCCGUCUCUUCGUCAGCCAGCUCUGUUGUCUUCUCCGGCUCGGCGUUGGACACGAUGCCGCUCAGCGAGGCGCUAAACCCUCAGAUGCCGCCCUUGUCGAUCGAGCAGGCGCAGCGCUUCGCGAAACAAAUCGUCGAGGGUCUUUGCUUUCUGCAUCAGCACAACUACGCCCACCUCGAUGUGAAGACGGCGAACGUGCUCGUCGCGGCUGACGAGGAGUGCCGCUUAGCGGACCUCGGGUGCGCUAUGCGCCUCCAGCCACCGCCACCGUCGUCACUGUGGCAGCAGCAAGGUGGGCCGGCAGGGACGGGCAACCCUGUGAAGGGAGGCCCCGACGGCGACCUUGAUGAUGCCUUGUCGCCGCCCCCCUACCCAGUGUUGGUAGACCGAGACGCCAUCACCGAACUUCGCGGCACGGCCCUUUACAUGGCGCCAGAGAUGAUCCGCUUCGAGAGCCACGUCAUCGGCAGUCCCGCCGAUGUGUGGUCGCUGGGAUGCGUCGUGAUGGAGAUGACGACUGGCUGCGCCCCCUGGCGGCACAUUUCUAAGGACAAACUGCGCGUACUAUACCGUAUCGGCUCGGCACGCGAUGAGUUGCCGUUGCCGCCGCUCAUACAUGCAUGGGCGGAGAAGGCCAGAGAGUGGCUGGCGCAGGAGCGUCUGUCGGCAGCGGCUGCUGCUGAGCAGCAGGAUGUGGUGGAGGCAUGUGCGAUGGAGGCAGACGACGUUGCUCAAGCGCCUUGCAGCUGCUCAGCUACGAAAAUGUACCCAGAGGACAGCGAUGUUGACCGAAACAACGAUGUCGUGUGCGGCAACCGCGACAAGGCGGCUUCAGACAAGCUUGGUGAACCGUGCUCGAGUCGCCGGCGCCUCGAGCAGGGCGCGUCUGGUAGCGAUAGCAGCAGCAUGGCGGUGGAUCGUGCUGGCAAGCAAGGGCCUCCAGCUUUCAGUGUUGUGGACACGAGCCGCAGCAGUUGCGAAGACAACGCCACGCAGCGAUCCUGGUCGUCCUUGGCCCCGGAGAUGCCAGCUGCUCUAAGCACCUUUACCACUAGCGCUCGCGCCAGCGCAUCGUCCUUGUCCUUCGCACGCGUUGUCUCUGCGCCGACCGCGGGUCCGCUGAUCGACCCGACCAAGGGCGGUGACGAGAAUGCCGCGGCUGUCGAAGCCGAGGAGCGGCUCUUCCGGGGCCAAUCGCGCGUCAUGCGCCUCUACGUGGCACUGGAGGACUUCGUUGCCGCGUGUGUGAAGUUGCGACCAGAGGACCGCAGCAGCGCGGCAGAGCUUCUCCGCCAUCCUUUCCUGACUCUCUGCAAAGAUGAUGUGUAG
Messenger RNA from Leishmania braziliensis MHOM/BR/75/M2904, 5661 nucleotides. Its product is annotated as putative protein kinase. The transcript has a single exon. Lineage: Eukaryota; Euglenozoa; Kinetoplastea; Trypanosomatida; Trypanosomatidae. Bases 1 to 5661 code for a protein of 1886 amino acids. Gene Ontology annotation, molecular function: ATP binding; protein kinase activity. The record is from RefSeq and is a predicted model, not a curated record. Gene Ontology annotation, biological process: protein phosphorylation.